Molecule: messenger RNA, 2553 nt
Organism: Trichophyton benhamiae CBS 112371
Lineage: Eukaryota; Fungi; Ascomycota; Eurotiomycetes; Onygenales; Arthrodermataceae
Exons: 1
Coding region: 1-2553 (850 amino acids)
Biological process (GO): positive regulation of transcription by RNA polymerase II
Cellular component (GO): nucleus
Molecular function (GO): transcription cis-regulatory region binding; zinc ion binding; DNA-binding transcription factor activity, RNA polymerase II-specific
Source: RefSeq, a predicted model, not a curated record
AUGACGGCGACACCAGGCACGACAAAGGCACGCAAACCAAGCACAAAGGGCGAAGGCUCGUCUGUUGUGCCUCGGAAACGGCGCCGUCGGGCGGUGGGCAGCGGUGCGGCAGAUGACUGCUUCACCUGCGCAAGCAGACAGGUGCGAUGCGACAGACGGCGGCCGUACUGCACACCAUGCCUUGACAUGGGACGGCAGUGCUCGGGAUACAAGACGACGUUGACCUGGGGCAUCGGCGUGGCCAGCAGAGGGAAGCUCAGGGGUCUGUCUCUGCCGAUAUCAGGCGCAAAGAAGGUUACCCAGUCGACCGAGCCUCGGAGUGUACCUACCCAACCUGCAGAGGCGAAAGCAGCGGAAAAGAGUCGGCCAGUCCAGAAGGAGACUGAGUCAGCGCCGACGCAGGCGCCGACGCCGAAUUCGCCGUGGUCAGCAAUAAACUUGACUCCUCCGCGAAGCACCAGCAGCAGCAGCGGCAGCAACAGCAGCAUCACCGGAAGCGUCGCCGGAAGCAUAAGCAUGACCAGCAGCGCCACCACGAGUGAGCCCACAUAUGCGAACCUAGCUGCAUAUAAUUCGACUUACAGCCCCAUCGACGCGUGCGGCCUACCGCUCUACCGGGCCGUACCUGAGCCACUCAACAUCAACACCAGCACCAGCACUAGCAUCAGCAUCAGUACCACCAACACCAACAGCACCAGUGGUACCAGCAGCACCAGCACCUACGUAGAGCUAGGGUCUCCCUAUGGCUCUCCGUACAGUGCCACAACCACUCACUUCAGUCCGUUGGAGGUGUAUUCCACGCCAGUGACGCAGAAGCGGCAUAUUGAAGAAGAGCUCGACGAAUCAGAGACAGCAGUAUCGUCUGACGUGUCGAUAUAUAAUGCUAAUACUAAUAAUACCUACCAUUACCAGCCAUACCCAACCGCGGGCUUUUCGCUGAGCCAACCGUUUUCGACAACAUGGAUAGGCCGCAACCCGCGCAUGCGGUACCUGAUCGGGUACUAUACGGAGGUCAUAGCGCCUGUGAUAGUGACGUUUGACAGCCCGAACAACCCAUUCAGGCUGUACCUGCUCGAGCUCGCCAAGGACAGCGAGGCACUGCAGCAUGCCAUCGCAGCGCUGUCACUGAGCAACCUGCGUCAGCGGCGGCGCAACUGGGGCCUGCUGUCGACGGGGAAGACAGACCCUUCUAGAAGAUCGCUGCAGGCCCACUGCCGGAUGACGGAGCGAGCCUUUGAAGAGGCGUUUGGAGUGACGACGCCAGAGGAGCAGCUUCGAGAAGAGUCAUACCACAAGGGGAUGGCCAUACGGUCUAUCAACGCCCAGCUGGCAGACCCUGUGCAGAGACGGACAGACUCGGUGUUUGCCACGCUGCUGAUGCUCUGCCUCUUUCACAUGUGUGAUACGGGGCUUGCCUCGUUCCGGAGCCAGUUUGCCGGCGUGAAGAAGCUGUUUAUGAUACGGGGCGCCGGUCGAGACCGAGGGAGCCAGGACUCGGAUGUGAUGAAGUGGUUUAUGCGGAUGUUCACCUGGUUUGACACGAUGACGGCCACCAUCAACGACCGGGACAGCCAGAUGAACGGCUGUCUGUUGGAGGUGACAACCUCGGGACAGGACGAGUGGGCGCUGGAGAACCUGGCCGGCUGUGAUCCACGCCUGUUCCGGGCCGUUGCUCAGUUGGGCCGACUCAACCAGCUCAGCCAGGCCAAGCCGGUAGACAACAGCACUGCUCGGAUGGAGCGCCCCGUCCCGACGGCUGCUAUCCCUCAGAGCCUAACCCACUAUCCGCUACCCACUACUUCGGCUACUGGCACUGCUAGUACUGCUAAUACCAGUGCUCCUCCCCUGGUAGACAUGCCAGCCAUCCCCGUAAGCCAGCUUGACCCACGCACCGAGUUCUGGCGAGAAUGGCACGUCGUCCGGCAGAAACUCGAGAGCUGGCGUCUUCCGGACCUACCGGGCGCCCACGCCCACAAUCACAAUCUCACCCAUAGCCCGGCCCCAUCCCUUGCAUCUACCAUCUCGACAGCAACAACAUCAACAACAUCGACACCCACCUCUACAUCUCUCUUUACCGCUCCGCUUCCGGCAUCCCCCUUAUCGCAUGUCAACCCAGCCAACCUGCCCGAAAUCUCCAACAUUUCCGAGUCCUUCCGGUACUCUGCCUUGCUGUAUCUAGAGCGCCUGGCCCACCCGACCACGCCCUCACGCCAUCCUCGCUUCCAGACACUGGUCAGUGCGGCCCUGCACUAUAUACAGGCCGUCAAGUCGGACGUUUUCCUGCUGUGGCCGCUGUUCGUGGUGGGCAGCGAGUGCAUGGGCGAGGCCGAGAGGGCCAUCAUCCGCGAGCGGUGCUGCGACAUCCAGCGAGACUCGGGCUUUGUGAACAACCUUUCCUGUCUGCAGCUGCUGGAGCGUAUCUGGCAGGAAGAGGAUCCGAACGAGAGUGGCUCAGGGGCGCCUCCUUCAGGGGAACUGCUGGGGGGCGCGGCCUUUCGGUGGCGACGCAUCAUCGACUCGCAACGUCUUACUGAUGAGUACAUUGUCGUAUAG